This is a messenger RNA of Chrysemys picta bellii (western painted turtle), 1563 nucleotides long. RefSeq names its product IDNK gluconokinase (gene IDNK). Gene Ontology annotation, molecular function: gluconokinase activity. NCBI's taxonomy places the organism in Eukaryota, Metazoa, Chordata, Testudines, Emydidae. Gene Ontology annotation, cellular component: cytoplasm. The record is from RefSeq and is a predicted model, not a curated record.
CGAGGAGGCGUGAAGGCGGCAGGGGCUGGGCACAGAGGAGGAGCAGGUGCGCGGCGGGAGAGGCUGCUGGGCUCGGCAUGGUGCUGCUGGUGGUGAUGGGAGUGAGCGGCUCGGGGAACUUCUGUUGAUCUAAAAGUUAAAAGCAUCUUGUGAUGGGUGAAACACUGCUGGAAGUCACUGCCAAACUGAUGUAACCAAAGAUGACAACUGACUGCUUUUCAAAUAAAACAAGUGUGGCUGCAACUUUCAAAGUUUUACCAGGAGACCUGCUGUUUCUAAAAUCUUAAUUUAGGAUAACUUUUAAGAACUUGCAAUAAUCCACUGUUGGGUCACAUCUGGCGGCUAAAGUAUGCUGGGAUGGAAAUUCUAUGAUGCUGAUGACUACCAUCCUACAGAGAACACAAAGAAAAUGGCUCAAGGAAUACCACUAAAUGACCAGGACAGGAUUCCAUGGCUUUGCAAAUUACAUGAUAUAUUAAUGAGAGAAGAGUCAGCUGGACAAAGUGUGAUUCUGGCCUGUUCAGCUCUGAAGAAAAUGUAUAGACGCAUAUUAGUAAGUGGAGAGGAUGCUGUGUAUUCUAAAAGUGAUCAGCUAGACUCUGCCACAGGGAAGGUCCUUUUUAUCCAUUUGGAUGGAUCUAUGGAACUCAUUGCCAGCCGACUGGAGAAGAGGAGAGGACACUUUAUGGCACCCGAACUUCUACAGUCUCAGUUUGAUACACUGGAGCCUCCAUCAGCACCAGAAAACUUUAUCACUGUGAGUCUGGAAAAGUCUGUUUCUGAAAUAGUGUCUGAAAUUGAGAAAUCUCUUCACUUAGAGAAAUGCUUUUCCAGAGUAGUUUCUGAAUUAGAUGCACAUUAAUUCUUCUAACCAUGUCAUAUUUGUGGAACAGCAUUUUAGUUGCUUUCUCAAGUUAACCAGCACGGUUUGCAAUAUUAACUUCAUUGGCUUGACAUACUUUAAAGGGACUGGGACACUACUAUUACUGAUGUUUUCAUUAAGACCUGUUCAAACCUGGAGAUACAAUUUUCAGAAGUGAAUGGCAUUUGCCUACCUCUUCGUCCAUUUAAAUCACAGGUGAAACUCCCAUUGGCUUUGAUACAAACGGGUAGGUCAACACAGAGUGUUUCUGACAAUCCCACCCUAGGGAUUUAGACAGAACAUGAAAAUCUCAACAAAUGUAGCUUUCACUUUUUUUCCUGCCAAAACACAGAAAUUGGCCCCAGUCAUCACUACUGACAUUUAAGUGUUGAAUGGACACUUGAAAGGUGAACAUCCUUUUAAGAGAAGGCAGAGUUCUCUGAUAGGGCAGAGGGACAGGAGCUGGGACAGCAGGGUUCAGGUCCUGACUCCACCAUUAGCUCCAUGCCUGAUCUGGAACAAGUUACAACCUCUGUGUCCGUGUCCACAUCUGUGAAAAUACUUGCUGACCUCACAUGGGUGUUGUGAGAUCUCAUUGAUUCUGACUUAAACACAGUGAACUCCUGUGGGAGGGAGAGAUCUAUGUAACUGCAAAGUAUUAUUCUACCCCAAUCUUUAACAAUAAACUAAGUAGCACUGUA